This is a messenger RNA of Sodiomyces alkalinus F11, 4830 nucleotides long. Its product is annotated as E3 ubiquitin-protein ligase. Gene Ontology annotation, biological process: DNA damage response; protein polyubiquitination. Gene Ontology annotation, cellular component: nucleus. The record is from RefSeq and is a predicted model, not a curated record. Bases 168 to 4571 code for a protein of 1467 amino acids. The transcript is spliced from 6 exons. Gene Ontology annotation, molecular function: ATP binding; ubiquitin protein ligase activity; ATP-dependent chromatin remodeler activity. Lineage: Eukaryota; Fungi; Ascomycota; Sordariomycetes; Glomerellales; Plectosphaerellaceae.
UCCACCACGACUUAGCAGCCGUUGGACAGUCUCCCAGGGCGCGUCCAACACAUUGGCAUUGAGACCGGGAGACUUCAGGGCUGUAAACCACGAAAAGCUGAUCAGUACGCCGACCGUCUUCUGUUGACAUCCUCUCGACCGCCAAUGCACCUACUGCGCCGGAGAUGAUGCCGGCCUGGAAGACGAACUCAGCGAUGAUCCCGCAGGUCGGGCCCAAUGAUGAUUUCCCUCCCAAACUCGUCAAUGCAGUGGCUGCACUUCCUUGUCCUGGACUCCCCACCGAGGACAUAUGUACCCUGGAACCGCCGUCGAAGAAGAUUAAACUGGUCGCCAAUCCUGUCGAGUCCCGUCUCAUUGAUAAACAACAGCUUUCGAUAACUAGACGGUGCGACGAUGCCCUCCAAGUGUCCGACUCGAUAGUUCGAGAAGACGUGGGUGACUAUCUCCGGCUUCGCCUCGACACCAACGGCAAGACCCUGGGGAUAUCGCUGAAACCCCGGCGAAAGGGCGGCCGCGAGGCUUUUAGCAUCCUGGUUGCAUUGCGUCCGGGUUCCGUGAGCCGGCAGCUUGAGACCUGCAUCCGUGUUCUUGGCGCAAAGGAAUCGAGGGAAGAUGAGGGCGCGCUGUGGACGUACGUCGAUAUUCGGCUAGAACGAUAUGGGAAAUCCCUCACCGUCAUCUUCUGCAUCGACCUUUAUUGGAAUAUAACAACGCAUGCAUACCGAUUGCGGACACAGAGACAACGGCAACUCAGCGAUCAGGUUAUAUCGACAUUUUUCCCUGGUGAAGACACUCCAACAGACAGGUCGCUAGAAGGGGAGCGCUGGACACCUUUGGACUUUUAUGAAUCUGCACACGUGCCGUCUCCGAGCGAAACGCUGCCGCACACCAUCGAAGUGCCAGGGCUCACAUCGACCUUGUAUCCCUACCAGAAAAGGACGUUGCAGUGGCUCCUGAACCGUGAAGGCGUAUGCUGGGUACCUCCCAGCGACGGCGACGGACCCCGUGUGGAAGAGAUUCUUCCAAGGGCUUCCUCCGCGGGCGCCCGUAGCUUUAGCAAGGUCACUGAUUUCUCUGGUCAGCGCCUGUCGCUUAGCCGCCUGUACCAUGUAAUUGCAGUGAACACUUCUCCCUUUGCCGAUCUCGAAAGAUCGGUGAAGGGGGGCAUUCUGGCGGAAGAGAUGGGGCUGGGAAAGACACUGGAGAUCAUCGGCCUGAUCCUUCUGCAUCAACGUCAAAUGGAAGACGGACAUGGCCUUGUCGACGUAAAUGGGGAGCAGCUUGUUCGAAGCCGCGCUACCAUUAUCGUGUGCCCCGAGUCCCUACGGCAGCAAUGGAUGACAGAACUCCAACUACAUGCACCCAGUUUGCAGGUCUGCUUCUACCGAGGCCGGGCCAAGGCAGGAAUCGAAGGAGAAGAGGAACUUGUCCGCCACUUGGCGUCUCAAGACGUCGUCAUUACUACCUACAAUACACUCUCAGCGGAAAUACACUUCGCCACGAAGCCCCCCGAUAGGUCGCGUCGGCGCGAAAGGGCAUUUCCAAGGCCCAAGUCGCCGCUCGUACAAAUAUCUUGGUGGAGGGUUUGCCUUGACGAAGCUCAGAUGAUCGAGAGCGGCGUGAGCUCCGCCGCCCUCGUGGCCAGAGUGUUGCAUCGGAUUAAUGCAUGGGGAGUCACGGGCACUCCCGUGAAAAGUGACGUGAAAGAUCUGCUGGGUCUUCUCCUUUUCCUGAAGUAUGAGCCCUUCUGCUCGGCUCCUCAGGUCUGGAAAGCCCUCGCAGAACGACAUAAACCACUUUUCCGAAGUCUGUUCAACGAACUAGCCAUUCGACACACGAAACAUUUGGUGAGGGACGAACUAGAACUCCCAUCACAAAAACGAUUCGUAAUUACCAUGCCGUUCACCGCGGUGGAAGAACAACACUAUCGAUCACUCUUCAAAGAGAUGGCCGAGGCCUGCGGAGUACAUGUCGACGGGUCGCCGAAGGUUGAUGACUGGCAACCCGGAGAUUACGAGGAGCAGAUGAGAUCGUGGCUCAACCGUUUGCGGCAGACUGCGCUGCAUCCCGAAGUUGGUGCUCAGAAUCGUCGCGCCUUAGGCCGCAAAACCGGCCCACUCCGAACAGUAGACGAAGUUCUAAAUACCAUGAUUGAGCAAAGCGAAGCUUCCAUCAGGGCCGAGCAGAGAGUCUACUUCCAUGCGAAGCUCUGUCGUGGCCAAAUGUUGGAGAACGGGCCCCGGGUGAAAGAAGCAUUGGCCAUUUGGGAGGACGUGAGGGAUGAAGUGGAUGGCAUCGUGUCAAAAUGCCAGGCAGAGCUCCGAGUUGCCAUAGACGAGGCAAGGCAACGGGCGGCGACGGACGGAAAACGCCUGUUAGAGACUGAAGCUUCAGAAGAGUCCGAGAUGGAAGAUGAAGCAGAUGACUCUCAAGGUAAAGGUAGAGUUGCUGAGGCUCGGAUGCGGCUCCGCCUGGCGUGGGAGGUCCAGCACAAAGCUGUGUUUUUCUGCGCAAAUGCAUACUUCCAGAUCACGUCGGAUGCCGACUUGACGCGGCCUGAUUCCGAGGAGUUCAAAUCACUGCAGCGGCUGGAAGAUGAGGGCUACGAGGCAGCUAAGAGGAUUCGACGAGAGAUUCUAUCCGAAAAUCACAGAAAGGCAACGAAGCAUAUAAGACGUCUACAGAACUUAGCGUCGUCUCAGAAUUUCGUUACCGUACCCGAACUGGUGCCCAACCCGCUGAAAGGGAUAGAGAGCGGUCCAGUCAUCGAGAAAAUCGAGGAUCUCUACGGAGCACUCAACACCCAAGCGGACAUCAUUGACGCAUGGAGGGAGAGACUCGUACAACUACUAACACGACCUCUGGUAGAUCAAGAGGAACAUACUGAAUUAACGGGAGACGAGUUCGCAGACUCUACGAAGAUUCAAGAGGAAUUGAUGGUCCACGUUCAGGUGUUGAGAGCCAUAGUUGCUGAUCGGCUGAGUGCCCUCUCUGGCUUGGAAAAUCCACUUGUCAAGCACGAAACUCGUACAACGAAAGCCCUUGCCAAAAAUGGCGAAGGCCCAGCGCCUGAGAAAUUGCUCGAGCUGCUGGCGGUUCGUGACGAGGUCAGGCCGCCGGCCGAACAAGGUUGUCUUCGGGGUACAAUAUCCGAGCUACGUGCCCUUGCUGGCAGACUUGCCCCGUCAGAUGCAAGCGACGAAGGGCGGACCCGGAUGGAACACGAAGUGGUUACCCGGCAGAUCAAAGACACCCUGGCACAGAUGUUAGCCCAGUCAAAAGCUUGUCAAGGUUUGGAACGCGAAUGCGACAAGUUCACCAGUGCCAUGAACGCCAGGCUGGACUAUUACCGCCAGCUCCAGUACGUGUCGGACAGCGUGGAGACGUAUGAAGGACCAAGGGACGAUGUGGCUAUUGCUAAGUGCGUCGAGAGUGAAGAGAUCUCUCGGAAGAAGUUAGGUGCAGCCGAAGCGAAGCACCGCUACCUGCUGAGUCUCAGGGACACCGGGUCCAGGUCGAGCGAGCCCAGGAUGUGUAUUAUCUGCCAGUCCACCUUUACAACAGGCAUCCUCACGGUCUGUGGGCACCAGUUUUGCCGGGAGUGUAUGAUGCUAUGGUUCAAGGCAAAUCACAAUUGUCCCAUGUGUAAACGACAGCUUCGCAUCUCGGAACUACACGACAUCACAAUCAGACCGAGGGAACUGAAGCUGCAUAACCAAGAUGGACCAGAUCCCGUCCAGGGCCGAGAGCCAAAACACAGCCCAGCUUCAAAGAAGACGGGAAUCUAUACGGAGUUUGGGGCGGAGAAGCUUGAACAGAUCUAUAACAUCGAGUUGGAGGGUCCUUCAUUCACAACGAAAGUUGAUGCGAUCGUGCGACACAUUCUCUGGUUGAGAGAAUCGGAUCCCGGAGCCAAGUCAAUCAUUUUCUCCCAGUAUCGGGACUUUUUAGGCGUGAUUGGAUUAGCCUUCUCACGAUUCCGUAUUGGCUACACCUCGUUCGACCAAACCAAUGGUAUCCAGAGUUUCAAGGAAGACGCCGGCAUUGAGUGCUUCCUGCUCCACGGCCGGGCCCAAUCGAGCGGACUCAAUCUCGUCAACGCCAGCCACGUAUUCUUGUGUGAACCUGUUCUAAACACAGCCCUUGAGCUGCAGGCGAUAGCGAGAGUCGACCGUAUCGGCCAACGGCACCAGACCACUGUAUGGCUAUAUCUGAUCGAGGGUACCGUCGAGGAGUCUAUCUACAACCUCUCAGUUAAGCGCCGCAUGGAGCACAUCGGCCAGUCGUCCAAGGGGAAGUCGAAGGAGUCGACACCGGAAGUGCUCGAACCGGCGCUCGAGGCUGCCAAUACGUUGGAAAUGGAGCAGGCUUCGCUUUCCAAGCUCAUGAGCAAGGACAAAACUGCGGGGGAAUCGGUGGACAAGGAUGAUUUAUGGGAAUGCUUGUUCGGUCAUGUCGCCAAGUCGGGGAACUCGGGAAGAGGCGAGGAGCUACUUGAGAACCCGGCAGUAAGGGGAUUUCUAGCUGCAGAAGCGGCUGAAGAGCGGCAAAGGAGCCAAGCCAGUAUCUAGCGGAAAUGAUGGGCAUGGCGAGAUGAAGCCUUGACAAGAGAAUAGAUAAUCCAGCCGUCAUUGAGCCCAUUCGUGAACGAAGUAGUAAUUCUCGGGCAACCUUCCAAGAAAGCCUCUGGAAAAGGAGGAUGGCACUACGUUGGGCCAGCUUGAUAAGAACGAGAUGCUUCGUAUCGUGCGAAAAGGGCAAGAUGUUCGAGUGAUACGGAAUUGUCUAUUGUAUCUUCGGGUCUUGAGCUCAUGGUAGCGUAGAAGGCGG